Messenger RNA from Vanessa atalanta (red admiral), 336 nucleotides. Its product is annotated as kelch domain-containing protein 10-like. The transcript has a single exon. The coding region runs from base 1 to 336 and encodes 111 amino acids. Gene Ontology annotation, biological process: positive regulation of stress-activated MAPK cascade. The record is from RefSeq and is a predicted model, not a curated record. Gene Ontology annotation, molecular function: protein binding. NCBI's taxonomy places the organism in Eukaryota, Metazoa, Arthropoda, Insecta, Lepidoptera, Nymphalidae.
AUGAUUUGGGAGCCAGUGUUCAUUGGUACGGGAGAAGAAGGUGAACCUUUGGGAAGGUAUCGACAUGAAGUAGUUAGGGUAGGAAACAAAUUGUACAUUAUUGGAGGAGGCACAGGAGAAUUAGCCUUUGAAUUGAUGGAUAUUCCUAUGUAUGAUCUUGAAACAAAUACAUGGACUAAAUUAGUACCUAAAGGCGAUGACUCAAUGAAGGAUACUGUUGUUCCUCUAGGUAGAAAAUGUCACAGUGCAGUGCAAAUAGACACUUUAAGUGGUGUUCAAGUGUUUGUAGCUGGUGGAACUGAUGGGCAAGCUGUUUUCAAUGAGGAUCUCGAAUGA